AUGUGUUUCCUGCUCUUAAAGUUUAGAAAACAAAACCAAAACACAUUAAUGCAUAACUGUGAUAAUGGGAAGAAAUGGACUCAUAAAGGAGCAAAUCAUUUCCCAGGAGCAUCUCGUUACAGCUUGGUGUUAAUAGAAUCAGAAGGGCUUCCCCAGUGGCUCAGUGGUAAAGAACCUGCCUUUCCAAUGCAGAAGAUGUGGGUUCGAUCCCUGGGUUGGGAAGAUCCCCUGGAGGAGAAAAUGGUAACCUACUUCAGUAUUCUUGCCUGGAGAAUCCCAUGGACAGAGGAGUCUGGCAGGCUACAGUUCAUGGGGUAG
Rangifer tarandus platyrhynchus (Svalbard reindeer) is the source of this 318-nucleotide messenger RNA. The record is from the annotation of a GenBank genome assembly. NCBI's taxonomy places the organism in Eukaryota, Metazoa, Chordata, Mammalia, Artiodactyla, Cervidae.